AGGGCUAAAGCCACGCCCACUGCCAGGUUUCAGUCGGACUUGUUUUUUAGAACAGCUAUUAGGGCUUUCCAAACCUCGCCGCCCUUGUCAUAAUAACUACACUGAGUGAGGGAGUAAGAAGAACACACGCAUUCCCAGCAGCAGCAACCAUGCCAGAGUGGAUCCGGACAUCAAUGCGCACUCCGGGCAUCCUGAUCUUCGGGAUGGUUUUCGCCCCAUGCGGCUUGGUCCUGAACCUGAUCGCCACCGCGGCCCCGAGCUGGAGGACCCUCAACACCCUCCCCAACACCCCCCCCGCUACCUACAUCCAGCAAGGCAUCUGGGACAUCUGCUCGGCCUCUACAAUCGGCACGGGAGUGACGUGCAAUUUGCAGGACACUUUAUAUUUCAGCAACCAGAUUAUCCGGGUAGCUCAGGGUUUGAUGGUGGCCUCCCUCAUCGUGACUCUAAUCGGACUGUGCAUCGCCAUCCCGGGGGUCCGCUGUUGGACCGACAGGCCUAACUGGGUACUAGCCGGGUUGGGCGGACUGGUGUUCUUCCUCUCAGGCGUCAUGACCCUCAUACCAAUCGCCUGGUACACCCACAUCCUCAACAGCGUCACAACGGUCACCCCUACCAUAGAUGUGCGUGUCGGCUACUGCAUCAUCCUGGGCUACAUCGGCGGGAUAUUUGAAGUCCUUGCUGGCAUCGUCAUGUCCGUCGGGAUCUGCCGUUGCUGCGGAGGGAAGAACCGAGGAGAGAGGCGGAUUGAGGAGGUCACGGGGCCCCGUUUCAGCCAUCAAAGACAGCCUCAGAGACGGGUUGAGGUGCCCAGCCUGAACCGGCCCAGGAGCAGCGCCAGCAGCGUCCCAUACUCAAAGGACUCCCUGGAUGAGGAUGUGUCCUUCCCCCGGGCCAAGAGCAACCAAGCCCGGCCUGUCAACAGCUCCUACGCCAGCAGACCCUACGAUGCCGACCUAUAAGCACAGGCACUACGUCGGGAUCUCCAUGGAGACACACAAAGAUACCCACAUGAAGGAAAAACGACUUAAAGACCGACAUGAAUAUUUGCAAAAAGGACUAAGAGUGGGAAAUAUUCUAGAAAGAAGCAAUGGUAGGCUAAUAAAAAACUGUAAUAUUGUGGAGUAUUAUAGUAAUGACGUAGCACAUAUCCCUACUGAGGCUACUCAUAAAGUUAAAUUAUUUUGAUUGCAUGAAGGACUAUUGUAGGAAUAUUUCAGUGGUACGAAGAGAUAUUCUAUAAUGUACUACUAAGUGAAGCAAAAUAUCUUUAAAAACCUAUUUGAGCAUGUGUUUCAUCAGGAACAACCAGGCACACAUCUGUAAUAGCCUAGUGUUAGAUGGUGGGCAAGUGACAGAGUGCAAUUAAUGCAGUUACAGAUGAGACUCAUUAUGGCCUUAGCUGAGUUAUGAUUCCUUCUAACAUCAUUAUGGUACAGGGCAGGUGUAUGCUUCAAGCAGUGCAGUAACGGCUAAGAUGGGGAAAUUGAAGGAAAGUGAGGAGCGCUGCAUUGUUGUAAGAGUGAAACCCUACAUUGUUUAAUAAUAACCUGAAAAAUGAUAUUGAGUUGAAGUUAGCAGUCUUUUACAUUCUGCAAAUGAUGACCUCUAUUUUUAAGGAAGCGUCUGCAUUUGUUCUUUUUUCUACAAUUAUACUGUUAAUAGAUCUUUACUGUAUUAUUAUGCACUUUACAGUUAUGACCAAUCUUGUAGGUCCUACAAAUAUGUCCUAUAUCCUGAGCUGAUCAAUAUUGUUAUUGCUCUGUGAUAAAUUUGCUGUUUAUUAAAUGUGCAUCGUUUCCUAACAACA
Messenger RNA from Etheostoma cragini (Arkansas darter), 1810 nucleotides. RefSeq names its product claudin 23a (gene cldn23a). The record is from RefSeq and is a predicted model, not a curated record. Gene Ontology annotation, cellular component: bicellular tight junction; plasma membrane. Gene Ontology annotation, biological process: cell adhesion; bicellular tight junction assembly. The coding region runs from base 150 to 962 and encodes 270 amino acids. Lineage: Eukaryota; Metazoa; Chordata; Actinopteri; Perciformes; Percidae. The transcript has a single exon. Gene Ontology annotation, molecular function: structural molecule activity.